This is a messenger RNA of Wyeomyia smithii (pitcher-plant mosquito), 3159 nucleotides long. RefSeq names its product protein aubergine (gene aub). NCBI's taxonomy places the organism in Eukaryota, Metazoa, Arthropoda, Insecta, Diptera, Culicidae. Gene Ontology annotation, cellular component: P granule. The record is from RefSeq and is a predicted model, not a curated record. The transcript has 6 exons. Gene Ontology annotation, molecular function: piRNA binding; protein binding. The coding region runs from base 159 to 2804 and encodes 881 amino acids. Gene Ontology annotation, biological process: regulatory ncRNA-mediated gene silencing.
UUAAACUUCAAACGAGUCGCACGUAUUUCGUGUUUCGGUCCGUGUGUGCACGACGCAAGCACAUUUUCGCUUGCAGUGAAAAAAAAUUUCAACUUGAUUUCCACCACCGACUCCAUCGUAAAUAUCUGGAAAAGUGCAGAAAGUGAUAGUGCAGAAUUAUGACUGAUCGUCAUUCUCAGGCACGCGCUAGAGCGCGUGGCUAUGCGGUGAGUAGCUCUUCCCAUGAGUCCCGUGAAGGUCGCGGUCAGGUUCCAGUCCGUGGUAGUGGUGUUGGCAUACCUGGACAAGGUCCUCGUCCAGCGUGGGGUCAACCAGGCGGAGGUGAGGGACGAGCUUCAGUUCACCGAGAUUCAAGCGCCGGCCGGCAUGGAGGAAGCUCUACUGGUGGAAAUGGAAACGGGAACGGUGCUGGCACCAGUGGUAGCGGAGCCGCAGGCACCAGUCGAGGAGCCAUGCGCGGACGGCGUACCAUUGGUGACACACUGCGAACGCGUGCCAUAGAUGCACCUUCCAAGCACGGUACUACUGGACAACCCCUGCAGCUACACAGUAAUUAUUUUAAACUACUCAAACACAUCGAGUGGACUUUGUAUCAGUAUCGGAUUGACUUUUCGCCACAAUGCGCUAGCUCACGUCUCAUGCAGGGACUGGUGAAUGAACAUAAAAAAAUCUUUGGAGGAUUUCUGUUCGACGGCACUCAGCUGUUUAUGGUCAACAAGUUACGAAGCGAUCAGCUUACACUGCAAUCUCGCCAUGAGCGCACUGGUGAUAUUUAUCAGUUGCGCAUCGUUCACACUGGUACGGUUGAUAUGACCAACGAAACUGGUAUUCAAGUUCUCAACUUGAUUCUCCGUCGAGCGAUGGCUGGUUUGAAUCUACAGCUCGUAGGACGAAAUUUGUUUGACGCUGCGGCGAAAAUUUCCAUUCGUGAGUACCAGAUUGAACUGUGGCCUGGUUAUAUUACUAGUAUUCGUCAGCACGAGCAAGAUAUUUUGGUUUGCUGUGAAAUCGCUCACAAGACUAUGCGAAUGCAAACCUGUUAUGACAUUUUACGCGAUUGCCAAAAACACGACCGAAACUAUAAGGACUCGUUCAAGCGAGCCGUUUUGGGCGUUGUCGUUCUCACCGGGUAUAAUAACAAAACGUACACCAUCAAUGACGUUACAUUCGAAACGACUCCCGAGAGUACCUUCGAUACCAAAAACGGCAAAACGUCGUUCCUGGAAUAUUACAAAACCAAGUAUAACAUUCGCAUUCGAGACCCGCACCAACCUAUGCUGUUGUCACGAGCCAAAAAGCGAGAUCUCCGUGCUGGAGGUUGUGAACUGAUGGCACUGGUUCCUGAACUUUGUCAAAUGACUGGAUUGACAGAUCAAAUGCGUACAGAUUUCAGAAUGAUGCGUGCUAUGGCAGAUCACACCCGUCUUAAUCCAGAUCGUCGCAUCGAACGACUGGAAACGUUCAACCGUCGUUUGCAGACAUCACCGGAGAGCACGGAAGUGUUCAAAACUUGGCAGAUGGAACUGGACAGGCGCUUGGUUGAACUUCCUGGACGAUUGCUGCCGCAAGAAAUGAUAUUCUUCUCAACAACCGCAAAUGGAGUCCAAGCUGGUGAACAGGCCGAUUGGACCGCGCAUUUCCGGAACAAUCCUAUGUUCGCGACAGUACGUUUGACGCGCUGGUACCUAGUGGUACCGAAUCGGGCUACUCGUGAGGCAAACGAUUUCCUCGGCUGUAUGAUCCAAGCGGCCCGCGGUAUGCGAUUUGAAAUUAGUAAUUGUGAAAUUGUACCUAUUCCUGAUGAUAAUCCUGGCACGUAUGUGCGAACUCUGGACAACAUUUUGAACAAAGACCCACAGAUGAUAAUGUGUGUCGUGUCCAACAAUAAGGCCGAUCGCUACACCGCCAUCAAGAAGAAAUGUUGCGUUGACCGGGCCAUCCCAACACAGGUGAUGGUUCAAAAAACAAUCACCCCGAAAGGUGGCAACGUGCGAACACUGAUGUCGGUUGCUACGAAGGUCGUGAUUCAAAUGAAUUGUAAACUUGGCGGGGUUCCGUGGAAGGUAAAGAUUCCACUCAAUGGUCUGAUGACUAUCGGUUUCGACGUAUGCCACGAUGCCAAGGAUAAGACGAAGUCCUUCGGAGCGAUGGUUGCCACUCUAGAUCACGACAACAAGGGUACACCCAAGUUCUUCUCCACGGUCAGUCAACACACGCACGGAGAGGAAAUUUCCAACUAUCUUCCCAUCAAUACCGUAAAAGCAUUGAACGAGUAUCGUAAAGAAUUUGGGGAAUUACCCAAACGUAUUAUAUUCUACCGAGACGGUGUCGGUGAAGGACAGCUGCACUACGUCUACGAACACGAAGUCAAAUCGAUUGUAGAUAAGCUUAACCAGAUUUACAAGUCAGCCGGAAUUGAUCAAGAAGUUCUGUUGACAUUCUUCAUUGUAAACAAGCGUAUCAACACGCGCUUUUUCGACCGCCGACAAAAUCCACGACCCGGUACGGUAGUUGAUGAUAUUGUUACCCUCCCGGAAAGAACCGAUUUUUAUCUGGUGUCCCAGUCGGUCCGGCAGGGUACCGUUUCGCCAACGGCUUACAACGUUAUCUUUGAUACCUCAGGCUUGAAGAUUGAUCAUCUGCAAAUGUUGUCGUACAAACAGUGCCACUUGUAUUACAAUUGGUCUGGUACGACGCGAGUCCCAGCAGUGUGCCAGUACGCACACAAACUAUCCUUCCUGGUGGCACAGUUUUUGCACCAGGCACCGAGCAACUUGCUGGAAAAGAAGCUGUACUUCCUGUAAACGAAUCCAGUGCUAUGAAGAGACAAAAGGUGAGUGCGCGUCGUAUUCAUGUUUCGCAAAAACCUCCAAUGCCAGCAAACAAAGCAUUAUUUUCCAUCAUUUUCACGCACGUGAAAACGUUGAUCGUGAAAGGAACAAGAACGUAACCCGUGAAUCGUUACGCUUUCUCUUAGUAAGUAUUCGUGUUACUACUAUUUUUAACAUUCUUGACUUGCAAGAAAGUGAAGAGGAUAUACCCAAUGAAAGGAAUUUAUUUUUCCUAUACUUUUUAUUUGACCUACUGUUAAUUUUAGGAUUAGUUGUUAAUAGUUUGACAACAAAAGAAAAAAAGAUGACGGAGUAAUUUUUUAUACAA